AUGAACUCAAAUAAUAACAUGCUAAACAAUAACUCAGAUAAUACACCCACUGGAUCCAUAAACAAUGAUAUUCCUGAAAGAGACCAAGAAUGGGUCGAUUCACCAGAAACAAGAAACAUUCUAAAUUAUUCUGUUAAUAAAACUUUCAUAAACAUCCCUUAUGAAAAUUAUUAUUUAGGAUUAAAUGAAUUGUACACAAUUGAUACAGAAGAUGUAUUUGACAAAUAUCCAUGUGAAUUACCAAAAAUCGAGAAUUUAUGUACAAUGUUUAGAAAAAAAGACAAUACUGCACAAAAUGAAGACAAAGGUAAUAAUAAUAAUGUAGAUUUGCAUGAAAAUAGGAUUUGCAAUGUGCAGGAAAAUGAUAGAUUUACACACAAUAACACAAAGGAUGUUAAUUUAAGAUAUCCUACACAUAACUUCGAAUAUCUAAAUAGCACGUCUUCUUUUGGAACUCAAUUCCAUAAUAAGGGUAAGUGCAAACCUUGUAAAUAUGAAUGGACACGUGGAUGUCACAUGGGUUUGUUUUGCAGAUUUUGUCAUGAUCAAUCUCAUGUACCUGCAGGAACUAAACGAGUUAUUCCCAGCCCUCAAGACUUAGCUAUUAGCAGAGUGAAACCCGAGAAUAUUUUUAUCUCAACUAUUUUGAAUGAAAAUAAAAAGAAUAGGAAAUAUAAAAAGAAUGAAAACAAAGGGAAACGCAAGGGAAUGAAAAACAAAAUAGAUGAUAAGAAAGAAGAAGAAAAAAUGGGUAAUCAGAAAAAGGAACAUAGAACAAAUAACCAGAAAAAGGAACAUAAAACAAAUAACCAAAGAAAGGAACAUAAAACAAAUAAUCAAACGAAGGAACAUAGAACAAAUAAUCAAACAAAGGAACAUAAAACAAAUAAUCAGACAAAGGAACAUAGAACAAAUAACCAGACAAAGGAACAUAAAACAAAUAAUCAGACAAAGGAAUAUAGAACAAAUAACCAGACAAAGGAACAUAGAACAAAUAACUAUUCAAGAGAAAAUAAAAUAAAUCAUCAAAAGAAUAAAAAAUCCCAAAAAAUGAAUGACACUGAAAAUAAAAGGAACCCUCAAAAUAUAGGAAUUUUUCAAAGACGUAGAAAUCAAAGAAGAAAAAGAAAUUAUAAUGGUUACUCAAAAUUAAAUACUUGGAAUAACGAGUAUAAUUAUCUUCCUUAUAAAGAUUAUUUCUUUAAUUAUUAUUAUAAUACAUUCAUAUCAAAUGUAUUUGAGAACGAAGAAAAAAACGAGUUAUACAAAAUUUUUGGUAUAAUAGUUGAAAGAGAUAAAACUUCUGAAGAAUGUGAACUCUUGAAUAAUUUUGACUCUGAUUUAUUUGUUAAUCUUAUGAAUAUACAUCAAUCCAACAUGAAGCCCAUGUUGAGAUACUAG
Messenger RNA from Plasmodium adleri (nom. inval.), 1401 nucleotides. Its product is annotated as conserved Plasmodium protein, unknown function. NCBI's taxonomy places the organism in Eukaryota, Apicomplexa, Aconoidasida, Haemosporida, Plasmodiidae. The transcript has 2 exons. The record is from RefSeq and is a predicted model, not a curated record. The coding region runs from base 1 to 1401 and encodes 466 amino acids. Gene Ontology annotation, molecular function: metal ion binding.